This is a messenger RNA of Humulus lupulus (European hop), 432 nucleotides long. RefSeq lists its product as uncharacterized. NCBI's taxonomy places the organism in Eukaryota, Viridiplantae, Streptophyta, Magnoliopsida, Rosales, Cannabaceae. The transcript has a single exon. The record is from RefSeq and is a predicted model, not a curated record. The coding region runs from base 1 to 432 and encodes 143 amino acids.
AUGGUGAAUACUAGACACACUAUGUUUGAUCCCGCUCAACAGCAGCAGCAACAAGACAAUGAGAAACCAUUGCAAGACCAGCAACUUCCUCAACACCAACUAAGGGAUAUACCUUAUAACAGGCCCCUACAUGAUGACUCCCAGAACUUCGAAGAAGGGGGUGAAUACAACAAAGAGUAUUACGAAGAAGACGGAGAGAGGUACAAAGACUAUGAGGCUGAAAAUCCCAUCGACCCCAACGAGAAUGAUGUCGAACCAAAACCAGAGGACCCAAAAGUGGUUCGUUUAAGACAACAGGUCUUCGAUCAAGAGGCAAAGAUGGAGAAACAACAAGAGACCACCCGCCAGAUGCGAGAAUCCCUCUGGGCUCUUCAAGCAUUUAUUGUUGCCCAGGGCUUUAUAGCUGAUCCCGCAGCAGUUCCACCCACAUGA